AUGUCCACCGCACGCCGCGAUGCGCUCGUGGCGAUCGAGCAGGCGAAGCAAGCGUACUGGGCCGCCGAGAAGUUGCAUGAAUUCGACGCCCCAGCGCCUGGGGAGGCGCGGCCACCGAAGUAUCUGACCACGUUCCCCUUCCCGUACAUGAACGGCAAGCUUCACCUCGGUCACGGCUUCUCGCUCACGAAGGCCGAGUUUGCCUCGCGCUUCCAGCGCAUGAUGGGCCGCCGCUCGCUCUGGCCUUUCGGCUUCCACGUCACUGGCACCCCGAUCGCUGCGUGCGCGCAGAAAAUAGCCAAGGAGAUGCAGCAGUACGGCAACCCACCGCAGUUCCCGGCGGAGCUGCUCGAGGACAAGCCCAAGACGCCGGUGGACAAGAAGCCGACGGAGGUGUUAGGGCAGCACAAGAGCAAGCGAGGCAAGAGCGGGCCGGCGAAACCGCAGUGGCUCAUCAUGCAGAGCAUGGGCAUCCCCGAUUCGGAGAUCGCGAAGUUCGCCGAUCCUCAGUACUGGCUGGACUACUUCCCGCCCAUCGCGAUCGAGGACUUGAAGAGUUUUGGCUGCCACAUCGAUUGGCGCCGCUCCUUUAUGACGACGGAGCGCAACCCAUUCUUUGACCGCUUCGUGCAGUGGCAGUUCCACAUCCUGCGCCGCGAGAACCUGCUCAACUACGGCAAGCGCUACUGUGUGUACUCGCCGCGCGACGGCCAGCCGUGCGCCGACCACGACCGCGCCAGCGGUGAGGGUGUGCUGCCACAGGAGUACACGGUCGUGAAGCUCAUCGUCCAGAACCCACUCUCGCAGCCGUGCUUCGCCGAGCACAAGGACAUCAUCGGCGACCGCAACGUCGUGCUGCCCGGCGCCACGCUCCGCUCUGAGACGGUAAUUGGUCAGACGAACUGCUGGGUCAGCAACAGGUUCAGCUACAAGGGGUACUACGUUCGAAAUGCGAAAGGAGAGGACGACGUGUACAUCAUGACCGCCCGUGCCGCGCGCAACAUGGCGUAUCAGAACUUCUACGUAAACGGCCAGGUCGGCACCGAUCCGGAGCCGCUCUUCGAGGUGGAGGGGACAGACAUGGUCGGCAUACCGCUUUCGGCCCCGCUGGCGCCGUACACGACAAUUUACACGCUGCCCAUGGCCACCAUCACGGAGGCGAAGGGUACCGGUGUCGUCAUGUCUGUGCCGUCCGACUCGCCGGACGACUACAUCAACUUUACCCAGCUGCUGAACAAGCCGGAUUACCGCGUGAAGCUCGGAAUCAAGGACGAGUGGGUGGUGCCGUUCGCGAUGAUUCCUAUCAUCGACAUUCCCGAGCUGGGCACCGAGGGCGCCAAGUUCAUGUGCGAGAAGCUCAAGAUCAACGGCCCGAACGCGACGGAUCUGCUGGAAGAGGCAAAGAAAGUGUGCUACCAGCAGGGCUUCUACCACGGCACGAUGAUCGCCGGCCCCUACGCCGGCGUCAAGGUGAGCGAGGCCAAGGUAAAGACGCAGCGUGACAUGGAGGCGGCGGACCAGUGCAUCCGCUACUACGAGCCGGUGCGCCAAGUGAUGAGCCGCAGCGGCGACGAGUGCGUCGUCGCGCUCUGCGACCAGUGGUACCUCGAGUACGGCAAGGCUGACUGGAAGAAGAGGGUGCAGGACCACAUCAAGAAGAUGGACAUGUUCUUCCCCGGUGUGCGCAACGGCUUCGAGGAGACACUGAACUGGCUGGCGGACUGGCCGUGCAGCCGCACCUUCGGUCUCGGCACCUACCUGCCGUGCGACGCGUCCCACACGAUGAUCAUAGACAGCCUGUCGGACUCCACGAUCUACAUGGCCUACUACACAAUCAACCGCUUCUUCAACGUCGGCGCCGACGGCUCGACAGACCUCUGCGGCAAGGCGGACAACCCGUACAGUCUCGCGCCAGAGAUGUUCACGGACGAGGUGUUCGAGUACAUCUACCACGGCGUCGGCGACGCGGCCACCGUCGCGGGUGCGGUGAACAUGCCGGUUGAGUCGCUGAAGCUGAUGCGCAACGAGUUCGAGUACUGGUACCCUGUCGACCUGCGCUGCUCGGGCAAGGACCUCAUCCAGAACCACCUGACGAUGUUCCUCUACAACCACGCCGCCAUCUGGCCGACAGACGAGGGCAUGUGGCCGCAGGCGAUCUUCUGCAACGGCCACAUCCAGGUCGACAACGAAAAGAUGGCCAAAUCGAAGGGGAACUUCAUCUCCUUGCGUGAGGCGAUGGACCUGUAUGGCGCUGACGCCACGCGUCUUGCCUGUGCCGAUGCCGGUGACAGCAUGGACGACGCCAACUUUGUGCGCGAGACGGCGGCUGGCUUUGUGCUGAAGAUGACGACGCUGCUGGAGCAGGCGAAGGAAACGGUCGAGCGCACCGACCUGCGCGGCGGCGACUACAACGAGUUCGACAAGAUCUUCAACAACACGAUGAACACGCUCAUCGCCCGCACCGAGGGCUUCUACCACCGCAUGCAGUUCCGCAUGGUGCUCAACACAGCCUUCCACGAGCUGUCCAACGAGUACAGUCAGUAUAAGAUGUACUGCGACGACCUCAACGUACACGCGCAGCUCGGCCGCCGCUACUACGAGGUGGUGGCGCUGAUGAUGAUGCCACUGGCGCCGCACACAAUGGAGCAUCUGUGGCAGAACAUCCUCCAGCACGAGGGCUCCGUCGUCACGCAGCCGUUCCCGAAGCCGACGGCGGAGCUGGACUACUCGCUGAUCGUCGCGAACCGGGUCAUGGCAAUGGCCAUCAAGGAGAUUCGGUCGCAGGUAAUGAAAAACGCGAAGAAGCGCGGGCCGGUCGAGGAGGUCAUCGUGUACACGCGUCGCGAGUACACGGACUGGCAGCAGCAGGCGCUCGAGAUACUCCGCGAGCUCUACCAGGCGAACAGCAGCACGUUCCCGGAGGAUAUGACGAAGCAAGUUGUCGCCCGCGACCCCAAGAUCAUGAGCAAGGGCCUGAUGGCCUUCAUGUCCUUCGUCAAGGGCAACGUAGAGAAGUACGGGGAGCAGGCCAUGUCGACGCAGCCCGUCAUCGACGAUGCCGUGUUGUUGUCCAACGUCACGCACAACCUCAGCCGCCUCUCCGGCGUACCGGUGGUGCGCAUCCUAUCCGCCGAAGACGAGACUUACAAGGAGCACGACGCGGCGCGCCGCAAGUGCCUGCCUGGUGAGCCGUCCGUGGCCCUACCCCCGGCAGUGAAGAGCGAGUAG
Leishmania mexicana MHOM/GT/2001/U1103 is the source of this 3228-nucleotide messenger RNA. Its product is annotated as putative leucyl-tRNA synthetase. Gene Ontology annotation, biological process: leucyl-tRNA aminoacylation. NCBI's taxonomy places the organism in Eukaryota, Euglenozoa, Kinetoplastea, Trypanosomatida, Trypanosomatidae. The record is from RefSeq and is a predicted model, not a curated record. The transcript has a single exon. Gene Ontology annotation, molecular function: leucine-tRNA ligase activity; ATP binding; aminoacyl-tRNA deacylase activity. The coding region runs from base 1 to 3228 and encodes 1075 amino acids.